Molecule: messenger RNA, 1845 nt
Organism: Fonsecaea nubica
Lineage: Eukaryota; Fungi; Ascomycota; Eurotiomycetes; Chaetothyriales; Herpotrichiellaceae
Exons: 4
Coding region: 1-1845 (614 amino acids)
Biological process (GO): DNA-templated transcription
Cellular component (GO): nucleus
Molecular function (GO): DNA binding; zinc ion binding
Source: RefSeq, a predicted model, not a curated record
AUGCUUGUGAAUGCUCUGGCACAACAGCAGGGCCUCUCCACUGGUUCUGGCAAGAAUCUACGCCCUCGCAGCGUAUGCAGCGAGAAGCCGCGUUCUCCUGAAGGCACCAACCCACGAAGUCCUGGUCAACCAAAUUACAAGCAUCUACCCCCAAAGCCGGUAUUAUUGAGGGCUUGCGACACUUUCUUCUUGCGUUGUCAUAAUCAGCCAUAUGCAUUUUUUCAUGAAGCCAAAUUUCGUCAGAAGCUUGAGGAUGACACUUGGCCGGACUUCCUGCUUUUUGCCUUUUUGGCCGCUGCCAUGCGAUACUCUAGUGACCCUUACUUUCACGGCAAGCAUGCUGAGGCACGAGAUGGAUACGCUAUGAGGUCGUGGGAACUGAUCGUCACGGCUGGUUAUGCUCUAGACGAAGCGGCGGACACAGCGAUUGUUCAAGCGCUCGCCCUGGUGUCGGUGAUUGAUUCAGCUGCUGGACGCAGACGUGCCGCAUGGGUCAAGACUGGCCUUGCCGUACGGAUCAGUCAAGAUCUUCAUCUCAUGCGAGAACCCGACCCUGCACUUCCCAUCGUGGACCAAGAGGAACGGCGCCGAUUGUUCUGGUCCGUCUAUCUGCUCGACCGCUUUGUUGCUUGCUCCAGACAGCGACCUUCAGUUAUACUUGACGCCGACUGCCAGGUACAAUUACCGUGUGAUGAAACCCACUUUCGUCAGAUGAUUCCACAGAAGACGGAUUUUCUCAACAAUGUGGGCGCUCUCAAUGAGCAAUCAACCUACCGACCCGGGCAAUUCGCCCUCGUGGUCCUCAUGGCACGUACGUUAGGUCGUUGUGCUCGGUAUAUGCUCGAUACGCCAGAGACGAGUCACGAGGCCCCGCCUUGGAAUCCCCAGUCCGAGCAUGUGGCCAUAAGCUCUAGCUUACUGUUCUUCGAGUCUUGUCUGGAUACUGGCGCCCCAUUUAACGGGCUAAUUCGCCAGCACAGCCUCAAGGACGAUGGGAGCACCGAUCCUCAAGUGGCAGGGCACAUGAUCUUCUCCCGCAUGAUCUUUCAUCUCUGCCACUGCCUCCUCGCUCAUCCCUUCACCCUUCGCAUGCGCAGUGAUGCCACUGCAGCCAAAACACCGACGACAUGGUUUGCGCGGACGUUGAAGCUAGGCCUCGAACACGCCGGUCAUCUGACAAUGGUAUUUGGAGCGGCAAAAGACGUCGGAUUUCAAGCUUCAACUUCCUUUUACGGCUACUGUCUUCUAGUGGCGGGCAGCAUUCAUGCCCUGUACACCAACGCCGACAAUGUCGAGCUUUCACAGAACUCGAUGAACUUUCUCAAUUCCACUCUCGCCUAUCUGGAUGAUAUCGGCAAAUACUGGAACAACACGAGACUCAUGGCAUCGGGUCUCCGGACUUUCUGGUCCAUCAGUUCCAGAUACGCAAGGUUACUCGCACCAGAACCCCUGUCUACACCACUCGAUACUUCGGAUCUACGAAAUUUAUGGUCCGUGUUGGACUAUGGAGUCAUGUCCGACCCAGAGAAGACCCUUUCGAGAGCUAUCAAUGAUCCUUCAGCGCGCUCGCACUGGGAAACUUCCCCAGCGGGGGCAGCGUCUCAAGCCGAUUCCACCGUGACCAGAGGCACUUCACGUGGACCCCAAGCAUCCAUCGACCACAUCUCUCCGGCCAGAGAUACGGUCUUGUCUUCGGAUAUGCACCUGCCACUGCCUCCGUUCUUCUCCUUCUUUAAUGAGACGCAACAUGGUGGAGAUUUCAUGGCUGAAGAGGAUAACACUUUUAUGACGCUGGGCAAUGGUGCAUUUACGGGACCCCAGCCGUCUUUGUCAACUAUUCAUUGA